Messenger RNA from Papaver somniferum (opium poppy), 1865 nucleotides. RefSeq names its product ammonium transporter 1 member 1-like. Gene Ontology annotation, cellular component: membrane. Gene Ontology annotation, biological process: ammonium transmembrane transport; ammonium homeostasis. The record is from RefSeq and is a predicted model, not a curated record. The transcript has a single exon. NCBI's taxonomy places the organism in Eukaryota, Viridiplantae, Streptophyta, Magnoliopsida, Ranunculales, Papaveraceae. Gene Ontology annotation, molecular function: ammonium channel activity. The coding region runs from base 80 to 1600 and encodes 506 amino acids.
UCUAAAGAUUCAUUUCUUCACCCAAAAUUUUCUCUCAUCAGAUAAAAACUCUCUUCUUCUUCUUCAGUAAUAAUUAAUCAUGGCGUCAGCGUUAUGUUCUGCAACAGAUUUAGCACCACUGUUGGGUUCUGCUGUAAACUCAACAGCAGCAGCAGCAUAUAUCUGUGCUUCAUUUGAUACAGUAUCAAUAAAAUUUGUAGACGCAACAUUUGCAAUCGACACAACAUAUCUUUUAUUCUCAGCAUACUUAGUGUUUGCUAUGCAACUAGGAUUUGCUAUGUUAUGUGCAGGUUCAGUAAGAGCUAAAAACACGAUGAAUAUAAUGCUUACUAAUGUUCUAGACGCUGCUGCUGGUGGUUUGUUUUAUUAUCUCUUUGGCUUUGCUUUUGCUUAUGGUACUCCUUCUAAUGGGUUUAUCGGUAAACACUUCUUUGGUCUUAAAGAAAUUCCAGCACCAGGUUUUGAUUAUGGCUAUUUUCUCUACCAGUGGGCUUUUGCAAUUGCUGCCGCAGGGAUCACUAGUGGUUCAAUUGCUGAGAGAACUCAGUUUGUUGCUUAUAUGAUUUACUCUGCCUUUUUGACUGGGUUUGUUUAUCCUGUUGUUUCUCAUUGGUUUUGGUCUUCUGAUGGUUGGGCUAGUGCAUCAAGAACUGAUGGGAAUUUGCUAUUUGGCUCUGGGGUUAUUGAUUUUGCUGGUUCCGGUGUUGUUCAUAUGGUUGGAGGUAUUGCUGGUUUAUGGGGUGCUAUUAUUGAAGGACCGAGAAUUGGUAGAUUUGAUCAUACAGGGAGGGCUGUUGCUCUUAAAGGUCACAGCGCUUCCUUGGUUGUUUUGGGUACUUUCUUGUUAUGGUUUGGUUGGUAUGGAUUUAACCCUGGUUCGUUUGUUACAAUCUUGAAACCUUAUGGUGAAAGUGGAAGUUACUAUGGGCAAUGGAGCGCUAUUGGUAGAACUGCUGUUACUACUACUUUAGCCGGUUGUACCGCGGCGUUGACGACUUUGUUUGGGAAAAGAUUAUUAGUUGGUCAUUGGAAUGUUACAGAUGUUUGUAAUGGUUUAUUGGGUGGUUUCGCUGCCAUUACUGCUGGUUGUUCUGUUGUGGAACCAUGGGCAGCUAUUAUUUGUGGAUUUGUUGCUUCUGGGGUGUUAAUCGGAUGCAAUAAACUCGCUGAGAGAUUCAAAUAUGAUGAUCCGUUAGAAGCAGCACAGUUACAUGGUGGUUGUGGUACUUGGGGUAUAAUCUUUACCGCUUUAUUUGCUAAGAAAGAAUAUGUUGCUCAGAUAUAUAAUGGUGGUGUUCUUGGUAGACCUUACGGUUUGUUCAUGGGUGGUGGUGGAAAACUAUUAGCAGCACAUAUUGUUCAGAUUUUAGUUAUUGCUGGUUGGGUUAGUGCAACAAUGGGUCCAUUGUUUUUUAUACUAAACAAGCUCGAGUUAUUGAGAAUUUCAUCUGAAGAUGAAAUGCAAGGAAUGGAUGUUACUAGGCAUGGUGGUUUUGCUUAUGUUUAUCAUGACGAUGACGAUUCACUACCAAAGCAUGGGUUCAUGUUGAGGAAAGUUGAACCUAGUAGCACUCCAGAUACUGCUGCACAAUCAGCUUAAGAUAUGAGUUCCAAACCUUUAAUCAGUUCUGCUGUGUAGUUUGAUUUAAUUGUGAUUUUUUUUCUUUCCGUCUUGUUUGGGUGUCACUCCAGAUGAACUUCCUUUGCUACACAUAAACUGUGAAAUAGACUGUCGUGGUCCCGUCUUAUGCUGUUAGUCUUUUUCACUAUUGAUCUGUCAUUAAGUGGAGCAUAGGAAUACUAAACAUUUUAGCAGGUAUUUCUCAAAAUAAAAUAAAAAUAAUAAUAAUAAUAAAUUUAGGACA